Molecule: messenger RNA, 1185 nt
Organism: Symbiodinium pilosum
Lineage: Eukaryota; Dinophyceae; Suessiales; Symbiodiniaceae
Source: the annotation of a GenBank genome assembly
AUGGAAUUAUGGAAGAUGUCUCGCCUAGCCACGCUAGCCCUAGCGGCCCUAGCGUCAGUUGCACUUGCGAUGCUGAUUCUUUGGGGCACGGCCUCCAAGAUUACUGGAGUUUCCCGCAGCUCGCGAUUGCUGUUUGCCUUGUUUGAAGGGCCAAGUCCCCCAAGGGCCACAAGGCCAAACAUCAUCUGGAUUAUCACAGACGAUCAGGAUCAAGUACUCGGUGGCUCCUUCCCCCCUACAAGCCCAGGAGGUGCGACACCCAUGCCUAAGACCAAGCAGCUGAUGAGCGAUGCUGGCGUCCAUGCACUCAAUUGGCAUAUACACGUGCCCAUUUGCAGCCCAUCCCGCUCGACGCUCCUGACGGGUAGAUAUUUCCACAACAUCAAGCAAGUUGGCGGGCCGCUUGGCGGCAUGCAUGUGAACUACAGCAAGGUCAACAACCACACCUUCGUGCGACAUCUCCAAGAAGCAGGGUACUUAACAGGCAUGUUUGGCAAGUACCUCAAUGUCAUGCCGAACGCUGUACCGGCCGGCUUCAACGAAUGGUUUGCUAACAGCGGGGGCACCUACAUUGCCCCGGAGUUUAUGGUCAAAGGCAUCGAGGGCUUCCCGGAAGGAUGGGUCAAAUUCACCAACUCGCCCUCCAAUUACAGCACCUCGGUGAUCGGCAACAUGUCGCUGGCCUUCAUUGAGAGAGCAAUCAAGGUUCAGAAGCCCUUCUUCGCCUACAUUGCUCCAAAGGCUGCCCACGAGCCCUUCAACCCGGCCCCGUGGUACCGCGAUAGCUGGGUGCUUCGGCCCUUCAGCAGUGCGGCGCGGGUCAUCACCGCAGUCUUCAAAAACCGAUGGCGCACGCUGCUUUCGGUGGACGACCUUAUCGCAGAUGUCAUUUCCAAAGUGGAGGAGUUGAAGCAGAUGGACCGCACUUACUUCUUCUUUUCAAGUGACCAUGGUUUUCAGCUCGGGCAGUUUAACAUCCCCAUGGAUAAGCGACAUGUGUACGAGUGGGACACAAAGAUUCAUCUCUUGGUACGUGGUCCCGGGAUUAAGCCAAGCUCUUCCUUCGCACAGCCUGGCACACAGGUGGACAUCGCGCCUACACUGCUUGGCCUUGCUGGGCUGGAUGCACCGCAGCAUUAUGACGGCAAGUCCAUCGCACGCUUCCUCAUCCACUCAGAGCUUGAG